AUGCAUAUCUCUUCAUUGAUUUCUGGCUCUGUCGCCCUCUCUGUUGGCGCUGCAGCUCGUAGCUCCCUCUAUGUCGAGAACGCCCCUGAUCAUGUCCGCCCUUAUGUCAUUGAGAGAUAUGCCAAUGCUCAGGCCGUCGCUGUCGGACAGCAAAUCUACAGAUUUCCCGUCACUGGUGCAUCAUCUGGUGGUGCGUUUUCCAUCCUGAUGACCAGCUCUCCCGCAUCAGACGCUCUUGGUGUCCUCCCUCAUAUCCAUCAAGAACACUACGAAAACUUCUUCUGCAGCAAAGGACGAUUCCAGCUCUGGACCAACAAGUAUGGCGAUGAAGAGGCUCGCGUCAUGCUUCCGGGCGAUUAUGGAGCUGUUCCCCGUAACACGACCCAUACCUUUCAAGUCCUAGACCCGGAUACCGAAAUGCUGGGUGUAAUCCAACCGGGAGGCUUCGAGGCCCUCUUCUUCGCCAUCGCAGAUUCCAACUACAGCUCCGCAACAUCCUCUCCUUACGUCCCCAGCUCAAGCUCGGGAGCCGCAGAUGCAGGAGCCGGCUCAUCAUCCUCUAUGAUCUCCGCCCUCGAAUCCUUUGACGUCUACGCUCAACUCGACUACUCACCUCGCCGUGACCUUGUCAAUGGCUCAGCACCCUCAAACGCAACAUGGCACACUGGCAAAAAUACCGUUCCAAGCAACUCAAACACGCCCUUCUACGUGGCCAAGAACCAAGGCCCCAUGUGGCUGAACAGCGAACAAGAAUACCAGAUCAUCGCACCUUUCAUUACACCCACCCAAGGCGCUCAGAAGUUCUCAGAGGGCACCAUAACAACCUCUCGUCGUCUCUCAAACACUACGAUCCCGUCUCGUCGCUUUACUGACCAUUUGGCGUUUGAGGUUCUGGAGGGAGCUCUGCAGGUCAAGCUUGCUAAUGAGACUGUUCAGUUGCUGCAAGGAGAUGUUGUGUUUGUACCUGGAAACACUACUUUUAGUUAUUGGUCCGAGGUGGCGUUUACAAAGUUCUUGUAUGUUUGUGCUGGAGACAAGGGGUUGGAUGUUGAGUUGAUGGACAAGGCUGUGGCUUGGGAGUAUCCUACUUGGCCUACGUAUGCUGUUUGA
Aureobasidium subglaciale EXF-2481 is the source of this 1110-nucleotide messenger RNA. RefSeq lists its product as uncharacterized. The transcript has a single exon. Lineage: Eukaryota; Fungi; Ascomycota; Dothideomycetes; Dothideales; Saccotheciaceae. The coding region runs from base 1 to 1110 and encodes 369 amino acids. The record is from RefSeq and is a predicted model, not a curated record.